Messenger RNA from Tremella mesenterica DSM 1558, 975 nucleotides. RefSeq lists its product as uncharacterized. Bases 1 to 975 code for a protein of 324 amino acids. The transcript has a single exon. The record is from RefSeq and is a predicted model, not a curated record. NCBI's taxonomy places the organism in Eukaryota, Fungi, Basidiomycota, Tremellomycetes, Tremellales, Tremellaceae.
AUGAACCUUACGGAUGCUCAAGACAACUUCACUGAGACUGAGAAGGAAUAUUUUGCUGGGCAUGUAUACCCUAAAUGGCACUCUCAGCCAUUAUACUCCCCAUCUCAAAGUGAACUAUCGUGGGACGUCUAUCCGGGACAAACUACAGACCGCCCCCUUCCAUCAGCGGUGAUGGAUCCCAAUGUGGAAAGCUAUGGAGGAGAGAAAGACUAUCAACACACACAAUCAGGGAACUUGGAGAGUGCCUCAGGGGACGGAUACAAUGAUUCUGUCCUAUAUGGAACAUUCCUCAAACCCUCAAAGACAGGAACGCAGGACGCAUGGGUCUUAUGCGGAUGGGAGAACCUGGAACUCAAUGCACCGGCUCCAACAGUAGAAGAGCAACAAAGAGAAAACCAGGAAGCCAUUGAGGCUAUCAUAGAAUGGUCAACCUUGACGGACCAGGUUGGACAACUUGAUCACUUAAAGUCGCCUAUACCUUCAGAAGUAAAUUCCGAGUCUGAUAUCAUGGAAAUUCAACAUGGUCAUUCCUCGCAAGGAGAUGAGGAAGAUCUGCAGUCAAUGGGGAUGUAUGUAGGGGAUAUCUGGUAUAAGUCCACUCAAAUAGUAACCGCUUCAAAUGAUGAGUUGAAAGAAAUGAAACAAUAUGCCAAAGCAAUGUCACAAUGUAUUAAAAACAUGCAAGACGACAUUGAUGAAGCAAAGGAGCACAGACGUGACUGGUUGGAAGCAAAUCAAUGGAUGGAGGAUAUCUCUAUAUGGGAAAAGAUGGAUGAGAAAAACUUUACUAUCUUCCAGGCAAAAUGGGCUAUGAGUUGGCUCCUUGAUAAUCAGGAAGAAGUUACAGAGGAGAAUCGAGAGGAACAUAUAGUAUUGAUACAAGGGAGCAUGCCAUAUAUGAGAGACAAACAUUAUUUCAUAUUUCAGACAGUGUUGGAUAUGACAAGAGGUUGUACUUGUGGGGAAUAUCUAUGA